AUGGAUAAUGGAAUCGUCCAAGUAACGCUGUCAACUCCAGGUGGAAUGAUAACUGGGAUUCAGUACAAUGGCAUUCGCAAUUUACUUGAAACUUCAGAGAAAAAUAGAGGGUAUUGGGAUAUUGUAUGGGAAAGACCAGGCCAUGGACAAUAUGUACAGAUAUUGGGAUGCACGAGCUAUAAAAUUGUAUGUCAAGAUGAAAAUCAACUAGAGAUUUCCUUCACGAUGAAAUGGAAUAUUUCGUUAAUAAACGGAUCUACUCUACCACUUAACAUCGACAAGAGGUAUGUGAUGCUAAGAGGAGUUCAUGGGCUAUAUACAUAUGCAAAAUUUGAAAGGAAUAAAGGAUGGCCUUCUUUGAUUCUUGACCAAGCUAGGGUUGCCUUCAAGCUGAGCAAAAAAUUAUUUAGUUACAUGGCAGUAUCAAAUACAAGACGAGGCAUUAUGCCAACAGAUAGUGACCGUAAACAUGGAAGGAUUCUCGAUUAUAAAGAAGCUAUUCUCCUUACUAAUCCUUCUAACCCGGCUUUAAAAGGAAAGGUAGACGAUAAAUAUCAAUUUUCAAGUGAUAUAAACGACAACCGGGUACAUGGAUGGAUAUCCUCAAAUCCGGUUGUUGGAUUUUGGGUAAUCACACCAAGCAACGAGUAUCGUAUAGGCGGGCCUCUCAAGCAAGAGCUUAGCUCUCACGUCGGACCAACUAGCUUAUCGAUGUUUUUUAGUGGACAUUAUGCCGGGAUAGUUUCCCUAAAAUUUGAAGAUGGAGAGUCAUGGGAGAAAAUCUUUGGACCGACUUUCAUCUACCUCAACUCCGUCUCACAAGACCACGAAAUACAUCGGUCACUUUGGAAUGACGCAAAAAAUCAGCUAUCGGAACAAAAGAGAAGCUGGCCGUAUGAGUUCCCAAAGAUGGAAGGUUAUCUUCGGGCUCACCAACGUGGAGAGGUUUCGGGUCGAUUACUCGUCAGCGACAAGUACAUUAAUAAAAUGUCAUUGAACGGAAGUUUUGCUCAUGUGGGUCUGGCUAAACCCGGCUAUACAUCCUCAUGGCAGACAGAAAAUAAGGGAUAUCAAUUCUGGACACGAGCGAAUGUGAAAGGACAGUUCUUGAUGAAGAAUAUCCAACCCGGGAGUUACAACUUGUUCGCAUGGGUCCCCGGAGUCAUUGGAGAUUAUCGUUACCAAGUUCAAGUCGAAGUUACCCCAGGUUGUUCGAUUAAGCUCGGAAUAAUUGUAUAUGAGCCGCCAAGAACAGGUGUUACAUUGUGGGAAAUUGGAAUACCCGAUCGAACAGCAGCCGAAUUCCAUGUACCAGAUCCGAGUCCAUACCGAAUCAACCCAGUGUUUAGUGACCAAGAAAACAAGUUUAGACAAUAUGGGUUAUGGGACCGUUACACUGAUUUAUAUCCUAAAAAUGAUCUCACAUACACUAUUGGGAUAAGUAAUUAUACAACUGAUUGGUUCUAUGCUCAUGUUACUAGGAGAACAACAAACGAUACACAUGUACCGACAACUUGGACAAUUUUAUUCAAUCUUGAUAAUGUCGACACAAACGGUACCUACAACUUUCGUGUCGCUCUUGCAUCAUCCACCUUCGCUCGGUUAGAGGUUCGAGUAAAUAAUCCAAACACGGCGUCAUUGAGCUUUUGGAGAUCAAGAAUGACCGGACGAGACAAUGCCAUAGCAAGACACGGGAUUCAUGGACUUUAUUGGUUAUACAACAUUCAAAUCCCGGGAAAUCAUCUCGUAAAUGGAAGAAAUGCAUUCUAUCUUACGCAGUCUAAUGGGAACAGCCCCUUCUACGGACUUAUGUAUGAUUAUCUCCGACUAGAAGGACCGGCUUGAACAG
Impatiens glandulifera is the source of this 1849-nucleotide messenger RNA. Its product is annotated as probable rhamnogalacturonate lyase B. The transcript is spliced from 14 exons. Lineage: Eukaryota; Viridiplantae; Streptophyta; Magnoliopsida; Ericales; Balsaminaceae. The record is from RefSeq and is a predicted model, not a curated record. Gene Ontology annotation, molecular function: carbohydrate binding; catalytic activity. The coding region runs from base 1 to 1845 and encodes 614 amino acids. Gene Ontology annotation, biological process: carbohydrate metabolic process.